AUGUUCUCCAUGAGUAGUCUUUCUUCACUAAAAAACUAAAAUGGCGAACUAAAUAAGAAUUCCAUAAAAAUAUUGCAGGAGAGAGUACACACAAAAGCGACAGAUUAAGACAAGUGAAGAAGACGACAUAGCUGUCUCUCUCUCUGUCUCUCUCUCUCUAAAACAUGCUUUUGGGCAUCUCAACCCCCUGGCUCUUCUUUCCAUUCAUCUUUCGGGCCCUUUUUUGACCUCUUUAUUCUAAUCUUCUACAAACCCUUCAAAAUCAAAGCGUUUUUGAACUGGGUUUUGAAAUGUAUUCAGGGAUUCACUCCAUUUCGUUGGACGGAAGUAGUUUAGGGCAUGGUGAGUUUCCUGGUCAGUUAGACGCUAACAAUUUCGUCGGCGAUCCGUGUUUGGUGUUGACCACGGAUCCGAAGCCUCGUCUCCGGUGGACGGCGGAGCUCCAUGAGAGAUUUAUCGAUGCCGUUACUCAACUUGGUGGCCCCGAUAAAGCAACUCCAAAGACAAUCAUGAGGACAAUGGGCGUAAAAGGCCUCACCCUUUAUCAUUUGAAGUCACAUCUUCAGAAAUACCGGCUGGGGAAACAAUCUUGCAAAGAGUUAACAGAGAAUUCCAAAGAUGCAUCUUGCAUUGCUGAGAGUCAAGACACGGGUUCAUCCACAACAUCAUCAACAAGAAUGAUGCCACAAGAUUCAAAUGAUGGCUUCCAGGUUACAGAAGCUUUGAGAGUGCAAAUGGAAGUCCAAAGAAGAUUACAUGAACAACUAGAGGUUCAACGUCGACUACAGCUUCGAAUAGAAGCACAAGGGAAAUAUCUUCAAUCAAUUUUGGAAAAAGCAUGUAAAGCUCUAAACGAUCAAGCAGUUGCAACAGCUGGAUUAGAAGCAGCUAGAGAGGAGCUUUCAGAGCUUGCAAUCAAGGUAGCCAAUGAUUGUCCGCCAUCUGUCAUCCCAAUCCCUUCAUUUCCAGAAGUUGCUGCUUAUCUUGAAAAUGGAAUCGCACCCAGUGUUGACAGCUGUUUGACAUCAAACGGGAGCCCUGUUUCACCAGCUGUUCUUAAGAAGAGACAACGGGCCAUGUUUAAUGGUGGAGAUUCUUUGCAGUCGACCAGAAUUGAUGAUGUUUGGAUCGCUUAA
Lactuca virosa is the source of this 1136-nucleotide messenger RNA. NCBI's taxonomy places the organism in Eukaryota, Viridiplantae, Streptophyta, Magnoliopsida, Asterales, Asteraceae. The record is from the annotation of a GenBank genome assembly.